CCUGACGUCAGAGCGCGCGCGACAGGGCCAAGAUGGCACUGCUCCGGGACGGGCGCCGACUCCUCGUGUGCUGGGUGCGCGCCGGGCGGCCGUGGCUGCCGGGAGCCGGCGACCCGGCCCGCCCUUGCCGCGCACUCGCUGGAGCGGUGGGGGGAAGGCCGCAGGCGCUUCGUCGGCCAGCCCUGGCUUGGGCCACCGGGCUGAGCCGCUCCAGCACGCGGGCGGCCGAGAACGGCGAGGGCCGGGAGGAGGCGGCGGCGCGGGACAGGCCGCCCCUCGGCCACACGGAGGCCGUCCGAGGCGCCGCCUCCCGCCAUGAGUUCCAGGCGGAGACCAGGAAGCUGCUGGACAUCGUGGCCCGUUCCCUCUACUCGGAGAAGGAGGUUUUUAUUCGGGAGCUGAUAUCCAAUGGCAGUGACGCAUUGGAAAAAAUCCGCCAUAAGCUGAUUUCUGAAGGGAAAGUCCUGCCAGAUCUAGAGAUUCAUCUCCAGACAGAUCCGACGAAGGGAACACUCAUCAUCCAGGAUACCGGCAUUGGGAUGACUCGGGAGGAGCUUAUCUCUAAUCUUGGUACCAUCGCAAGGUCUGGCUCCAAGGCCUUCCUAGAGGUCCUUCAGAACAAGGAGGAGGCCAGCAGUAAGAUCAUCGGUCAGUUUGGGGUGGGCUUCUACUCUGCCUUCAUGGUAGCUGAUCAGGUGGAAGUCUUCUCGCAGUCAGCAGAACCAGGUGCCCCGGGAUGCUACUGGUGCUCUGAUGGGUCAGGAAUGUUUGAGAUCUCAGAAGCCUCUGGAGUCCAAACUGGGACCAAAAUAAUUCUUCAUCUCAAGGAGGAGUGCAAGGAGUUUGCCACUGAAGAGCGUGUCAAAGCGGUCAUCACCAAAUACAGCAAGUUCAUCAGCUUCCCCCUCUACCUCAAUGGGAUGCGCACCAACACCUUGCAGGCCCUCUGGACGAUGGAACCCAAGGAGGUUGGGGAGGAGCAGCACAAAGAGUUCUACCGCUUCAUCGCCCAGGCCUACGAUGAACCACGCUACGUCCUCCACUACAGGACUGAUGCUCCUCUCAACAUCUGCAGCCUCUUCUAUGUGCCAGAGAUGAAGCCUUCCAUGCUUGACAUGAGCCGUGAGCUGGACUCCAGCGUUUCACUGUAUAGUCGCAAGGUCCUGAUCUUGACCAGAGCCACGGACAUCUUGCCCAAAUGGCUGCGCUUUCUCAAAGGGGUGGUGGACAGCGAGGAUAUCCCCUUGAACCUCAGCCGGGAGCUGCUUCAGGAGAGCACACUCCUCAGGAAGCUCAGGGAGAUCUUGCAGAAGAGGCUGAUCAAUUUCUUCGUUACCCAGAGCAAGAAGGACCCAAAGAAAUAUGCCAAGUUCUUUGAGGAUUACGGACUCUUCAUACGUGAAGGGAUCGUCACAGUGGCUGAGCAGGAGGUCAAGGAGGACAUAGCCAAGCUGCUGCGUUAUGAGUCCUCAGCCCUGCCUGAGGGCCAGCUGACCAGCCUGACGGAGUAUGCCAGCCGCAUGCCCGCUGGCAGCAGGAACAUCUACUACCUGAGUGCCCCCAGUCGGCACCUGGCUGAAGCCUCUCCGUACUAUGAGGCCAUGAAGAAGAAGGAUGCGGAGGUGUUGUUCUGCUAUGAACAGUUUGAUGAACUGACUCUCCUCCACCUGCGGGAGUUUGACAAGAAGAAACUGAUAUCAGUGGAAACUGAUAUCGUUGUGGACCACUAUAAGGAAGAGAAGUUUGAGGAAAGCCAGUCAGCAGAACACCUGAGCUCCCAGGACACGGAGGGUCUCCUGGCUUGGAUGAGAAAUGCUCUAGGUUCGCGUGUGUCUUCUAUUAAGGUGACACCACGGCUGGACACGCACCCAGCCAUGAUUACUGUGCUGGAGAUGGGUGCUGCCCGCCACUUCCUGCGUAUGCAGCAGUUGGCCAAGACCAGCGAAGAGCGUGCCCAGAUCCUGCAGCCGACACUGGAGAUAAAUACAGGGCACCCUCUGAUCAAGAAACUCAGCCAGCUGCGGACCAGUUACCCAGAUCUGGCCCAGAUGCUGCUUGACCAGAUCUACGAUAAUGCCAUGAUAGCUGCAGGCUUGAAUGAUGAUCCUCGUCCCAUUGUGAACCGACUGAACAGCCUCCUCACCAAAGCCCUGGAGAAGUAUUGAGUGCCAGAUGGAUCCUAAGCAGCAACCAUCAGAGGAAUUGCCCGCUUCUUCCAGUGGUGCUGGGGAAUUCAACCUAUCUCAGAGAAGAGAUUCUUGAGGGGAGGGGGGCUACUGUGGUCGUGUUGACUCCAUCACUUCCUGGGAAACAAGCAAACAAGCCUUGUGGAGCUGUGGCUUAGUAUGCACAGCACUUAUUUGUCCCGUCCCCUGCCCAGUCCCUGCUUUGGAAGUGGCCAUUGGAGCAGUCCUGCUGAGACAAGGUAGCCCAAAACUCGGGGUGGGGGUGUGGGGGAGGUCUUUGAGGUUCUGCACUUAAGCAGCAACCCCCAGUGGUUCUUCUAUUUAAUAAAGUCCUUUAUUUCAGG
Messenger RNA from Sphaerodactylus townsendi, 2530 nucleotides. It is a transcript of the gene TRAP1, whose product is annotated as TNF receptor associated protein 1. The record is from RefSeq and is a predicted model, not a curated record. Bases 33 to 2165 code for a protein of 710 amino acids. Lineage: Eukaryota; Metazoa; Chordata; Lepidosauria; Squamata; Sphaerodactylidae. Gene Ontology annotation, molecular function: ATP hydrolysis activity; ATP-dependent protein folding chaperone; protein kinase binding. The transcript has 17 exons. Gene Ontology annotation, biological process: protein folding. Gene Ontology annotation, cellular component: mitochondrial inner membrane.